UUCCCGCUUCCGCCCUGCCUCGUUUUCAAUAACACAACAUGUCAAAUCGAUUUUAGAGAAGAUCUUACAUUCUUUUAGUUGAUUUGAGAACAUUUCAUCGUAAAUACACAACUGUUAACGGAAUACUAUACUGCUUUACAUUGUGCAGAUUGCUGAUGGUCUCGAUGCGAUGCUACCUACAAAUUUACAGCAUAACAACAUAAUCCCUGGUCAUCUCUGCUCUCUUUACAAGUAUGUUUUGUAGAAUGAAGAGAUAUAUACUCAGAAUGCACGUUUGGAAAGUGAUUGGAAGUUUGAUGCUGGCAACAAAUCUUAUAGCCCUGAUGUAUUUAUGGUUGCUGCAGAGUAAUUUGGAACACCAUGAAAAAUUCAAGAAACCAAUACAAGAGAAGCUUCCUACUCAUAAACAAGAAAAUUCUAUAACUGUGAUCAUUCGUGAAUUUGAAGCAUUUGAUAACGUACUUCCAUUAACUAUUGAGCAUCUUCACUCUAAAUUUCCUUCAUACAAACUCAUUGCAUUUACUGAUAGCGUACCAUACCCACCGAUCCAACUGCCAGAUAUUGCAAAUGUCGCAUUUAUUAACUUGAAUCCAAACCCUGACAUUUCACGCCACAUGUCAUUGAUAGAUGAUCAAAUUAGUUCGAAGUAUGUCAUGAUAGUUCCGGAUGGUAUCAAGAUUCCAGACUAUCUACCACUUGACACAGUAUUUAUUGACAAAUAUAAAAAGUUGUCACCAAGUGCUAGAAUCAUUGCUAUGCCAAUUGGAAAUAAAGGAGGUAACCAUUUGAAUGUGGAAGUGAAUCUAAGGGAAUGGACAUUGAAGUAUUCACAAAGCAAGGACCCCUUGUGCACUGGACUUUGGGGAAACUACAUAAUAUUUAUGCAAACUUCAGAUUUGCUAGAACUUCCCUAUCCAUUGGAACGUCCAUUCCUAGAUGGUCUUUUCAUACAAACAGCUCUAAGGGAUUGGAAAGUUUCUGUUGUAAAUAUAGAGCCCAAAAUUACAUUUGUGAAAGAUCUUUACUCGGAGCCUCACGAUGCUUGGAAAUUAAAGUCACUUACAAGGACACGGCACAAAGAAUUAUAUAAAAAAUUUGGCAUUAAGUAUGUAGUCCGUGCUAAUAGAGUGGAGGAGUGGCAUGGAUGUAGUAAAGACACGGAAAGGUGUUUUGGAACAGUUCAUGAUGAAACACCAUCAUAUAUUUAUGCCGGUAAAUGGACACCACCAUGUUGCCUUCAAGCAUUACGUCUGACAGGGAGACAUGUGUUUAACGAACUCAAAAAAUGUAAUGCCCGAUUUUGGCUUGAGGGUGGGAGCCUACUUGGGGCUGCUAGAAAUGGCGACAUCAUUCCUUGGGAUUAUGACAUUGACAUUGGCAUUUACAAAGAUGAUAUUAGAAUCUGCAAAAAUCUUAAAGAUGUCACCAGAGAGUUUCCAUUCAUCGAUGAUGAUGGCUUCAUAUGGGAAAAAGCAAAAGAGGGAGAAUUUUACAGGGUCCAAUACAGUGAGACGAACCACUUACAUGUUGACAUUUUCCCAUUCUACCCGAAAGAUAAUCAUGAAAUGCCGAUUAUGACGAAAGAUACAUGGUUUAAAACACAUAGACAAGACACAGAAUUCCCAGAACACUAUUUGAAACCUUUCACGAACAUAGACUUUAUUGGAGUGCAGGCUCCCGCGCCAAAUCAUGUCAGAGAAUUUCUUGAGUUGAAAUUUGGGAAGGGUGUUAUUGAGAAGCCGGAAUAUCCCAAUCCAGCAAAAAUAAAACUUAAGCAAGUUGGUUCUUUGUAAGUCGUAUUUACGCUGAUACGAAGUACAGUCAAAGCUUCUAAGUGAACACUUUUGGUGACAAGUUCAAGUUAGGAGGUGACUGAACAACAUGACUGACAAGUGUUCACUAUAGAAACAUGUUCACAGGUUUAAGACAUACUGUAGUAUAUAAGUCCACCUUAUAUUUAUUUUAAAUACCGGUAUGUCUACCUAAAAGUGAGAGAGUCCAAAAUAUUUUUUGUUAACUGAAAAACUGGCUUUCAAGUUUAUUUUUUAUAGAGAGAAAGUUGAGCAAAAAUUAUUUUCAUUUCAUCAGUAUUAAUAAUGAAGACAUACUGUAGUUCAGCUGGAUAUACUAAUACUUUGUGUGGACACAGUGGAGUUCAAUUGGACACCCUGUAGUUCAACUCUGUCAAUCAGUUUGGCAUAGUGUUAUUCAGUUGGACACAGUGUAAUUGGGAAAACUGUAGUUAUAUUCGAUACACUGUAGUUCAAAUGGUUAUCCUGCAGUCCUGUAGUUCAGUUGGACAUGCUGUAGUUCAGUUUGACAUAAUGUAGUUUUAUUUGACGUACUGUAAUCUUGUAGUUAAGUAGUAUUAUAAUUGCUCAAUCAUAGAGUUGGUAACAGAGAGGAGGGGUAUAGGAUAUUAGUUAGAUUCAGAAAUAUGGAACAACUUUUUCCAAAAAUUAGAGCAGUUUAUUCUUCAACAUUUCAAUGCUGAACAUGAUAACCAAGCAUUUGAUAGCACUGUGGUAAAGAUGUCUCUGUUAAAAAAUUUGUGGUAUAUGAUUAUGUGAAAAAUAUGUCAAAUGUCAUUCUGGAAAGAUCUGAAUGUUAUCAAAAACAAUUUUUUUGACAGAUUUCCCCAUUUUUGUGGCACACAAAUCAUGAUGUCAUGGUGUUUUGAGGAGAAAAUAUAAAAAGACGAGUCUCAGUUUGAAG
This is a messenger RNA of Owenia fusiformis, 2715 nucleotides long. The record is from the annotation of a GenBank genome assembly. Lineage: Eukaryota; Metazoa; Annelida; Polychaeta; Sabellida; Oweniidae.